AUGGGCUGGCGCGACGAAUGGCCCGUUGGAUCGAAUGGAGAAGAGUACGAGGGCAAACAGAUUCUGACACUGGUGCGGGACAAUGCUAGUCCCUUCAGAGACGUGUGGAACGUCCAGUUGCUCAUUGAUGAGAUUGAAGAGAAGCUCCAAGUUGAAGUAACAGAUAUCCCGACUAUCGAUAAAGGCUCCAACAACUAUGGAUUUCACCUUCAGGUUCGCGAUGGACCGGACUUGGUAGUUCGUCUAGCUCGCGGCGACGUCAAUAUGCCGGAUUUUGAUGGCUUUGUCGUCGAGCGGCAGGUCGCUGAAGUUAAAUUCGAAGCCGCCACAUAUGAUCUGUUGCGGAACGAAGCAGAAGUCCGCGCAUCUCGUCUGCUCUAUCACCGUGCACCGGUCCUCAAACCGAGUCCUAAAGUCCAGAUACCAGCAGAUCUCUCGGGUCGACGCAUCUUUGUGUUCGAACGAUCAGACGGCACAAACAAUGUGUGGAAAGGGCUCGAUGCUGAGGCAAAGAUUGUUCUCCUUGAUCAGCUUGCACGCAUGCGUGCCGCUCUCUUCAACUAUUGCCCACCCUCUGACUUUGCAGCCAAGUACCUGCAUAGCCGCAUCUUUGACUUCAAACCACACGCUUUCACCUUACCCGUAGCGCCUACUCGCGAAUUCUGGAUACACGUAAUGGAGUCAAAGGUUGAAGCAACAAUCAAGAACGAAGGUGACAUGAUUGGAUGGGAAGAUGAUGAAGAAACUGUGGGACCUGUUGCACUAGCAGCGAAGCAGUCUCUCCUCAGAGCGAUACCACAUCUACUGCCGCAAGAGAACUCCGAGAUCUUGUACAGGUUAGUGCUUGAGCACGGUGACUUUGGGAUACACAAUACUUCGAUCAUCACAGACGACGACCGUAAGCCCGGAGUGACGUCGCUAUAUGAUUGGGAGACAGCAUGCAUCGUUCCAGCUCUACUAGCUGACCCACUUGUCGCGGCUGGUCCUGUGGAUCUGAUCACGAACGAGCAUGCUGAGCCGGCUGUCACUAGGAUACCUGGAUCACCGACGGCUGCAGAACUUGAAGCAUAUGCCACCUGGUCGCGACAUUACAUCACGGUUCGUCUGAACCGAAUCCUGCUUACCAUGACGGUGCGCUAA
This is a messenger RNA of Alternaria infectoria, 1140 nucleotides long. RefSeq lists its product as uncharacterized. The transcript has 3 exons. Bases 1 to 1140 code for a protein of 379 amino acids. Lineage: Eukaryota; Fungi; Ascomycota; Dothideomycetes; Pleosporales; Pleosporaceae. The record is from RefSeq and is a predicted model, not a curated record.